AUGGCCCGCCAACGUGUCAGUGAUGACCCAUACGGCUCACAAGUUACUGACGACUUGUACAACACAGACGCAUCUUUCUCCGCAGUAGAGGAUGCAGAUGCUGACGACCUCCUUGACGUAGACGAGGAUGUAUCAAGCCAAGAGAGCAACGCAACGGACGUAGAGGACUUCAGUAAUGACAAUUCCAAUAUUGCAGAUCAAGUCCACCUCUUUGUAAGGAAUCUUCAUCCGCUGGAGUACUACAAGAGGGCGCUAUUAGAGUUCAAGAAGAGUGCUUUUAACAGUGGAGAUUACAGUUCUGAAAGCACUAUACAAUUUGAUGCAAUUAAGAAGCAGUGA
Messenger RNA from Anthostomella pinea, 339 nucleotides. Lineage: Eukaryota; Fungi; Ascomycota; Sordariomycetes; Xylariales; Xylariaceae. The record is from the annotation of a GenBank genome assembly.